Molecule: messenger RNA, 890 nt
Organism: Leptosomus discolor (cuckoo roller)
Lineage: Eukaryota; Metazoa; Chordata; Aves; Leptosomiformes; Leptosomidae
Source: RefSeq, a predicted model, not a curated record
GUGAGCACGAGAGAGAAAGGAGGAAGAUGGACCGACAUCCCAACAACACGAUCCAUGACUGGCACACAGUGUCCCCAGCACCUACGGAGAGCACGGUCUAUGGGGAUGGACACAAUGGGACCAGGUGCUUUGCAGAACACGUCCCUGAAAUCGCCACCGGUAGCAUCACGCUGCUUAUCUGCCUCUGUGGGCUGGUGGGGAACGGGGCCAUCUUUUGGCUCCUCGCCUUCCGCAUCAGGAAGCUUUUGCGGGUGCUGCCGCUCUUUCACUCCAUGGUUCUGCUCAUGUACAGCACCAGCCUCUACCUCCUCACGGCCAUCAGCGUGGAGAGGUGCGUGGGUGUCCUCUGGCCCUUCUGGUGCCGAUGCCACCGCCCGAAGCUCCUGUCAGCCAUCAUGUGCAGCCUGCUGUGGGCCCUCGCCUGCGUCCUUGCCGGGCUGGUGUACUUUGUGUGUGACCUGGGUCACUCUGAACACUGCUGGAUGGUUCUUGGCUCCUUGUGCUUUCUCAAUUUUUGCUUUUUCACUCCCUUGAUGGUUGUUUCCAACGUGAUCCUCUUCAUCAAGCUUAGGCGUAGCUCUUGGCAACACCACCCGGCCAGGCUGUACACCGUCAUCGUCCUCACUGUUUUCUUCUUCCUCCUCUUCGGCAUCCCGCUCAGUGUCCAGAUCUUCCUCAACUUCUUUGUCUACAUCAAUUUUGUGUUUGAGAUCUGCCUGUUGCUGGCCUCUUUCAACAGCAGCAUCAAUCCGGUUAUUUACGUCCUGGUUGGGAGCUACGGAAAGUCUAGGUUCAGGGGAUCUGUCAAAGUGGCUCUUCAGAGGGUCUUUGAAGACAGAGCAGAUUCCCAAGAGGUGGGUGAGACCCCUGUGAUGGGAAUUGCUGCCUAA